Molecule: messenger RNA, 1716 nt
Organism: Lingula anatina
Lineage: Eukaryota; Metazoa; Brachiopoda; Lingulata; Lingulida; Lingulidae
Source: RefSeq, a predicted model, not a curated record
GUAAUAUACCAUCACCUGAGGUCACGGUUUUCGAGAGGCAGGGUCGGGGAUUACCAUAUAAAGAAAUUAAAUUGAAGAUUCCCAGAGAAGCGGAGAGACUAUACAUAAAGGUUACAAGGUGUAUUAUUAAACGUAAUGAGGUCCAGGAGGAAACCUUACAAAACAUACCGCCCAACACGAAUACACAUCAUACCUGUUUUGACACUGCUGAGAUUUCUCGAGGCGAGGACGUACGCUACAAAGUAGGAUUUUAUCUUGAUGAAAAGGAUGAGAAACCGUUCAGAGAAACAAACACAGGAGUCGAUGUUGAAGCCCAGGUUCGUAUUGGUCCUGAAACACAAUUGAGCAAUGGAGCUAAACCAACAGUCACCGAUGUUCUUAAUGACCAGGUAAAAAAACACUCCAAGAAUUUGAGAUCUAUAAACAAUAACAGAAGAUCGGUUCGUGGCUUCAGAGACUGUGAGAUUGUAAUGAGCGUGAUCUGCCAAACCUACGAGGCUUUCACAGAGUUACGAGAAAUGUGCUCGGAUGGGAGAGUGUCAGAGAUCCUUUCGGACAUCGUAACGAACGAGGAAGCUUCAAAAUCCUUAAACUUACCCAAUUUGAAACUGGACGUCUACAUGAAGUACAGUUCCUACCUAGACGCUCGCAAGAACUUUGCCCGAGCAGCCUGUGGAAGCAUGCCUCAACUGGAAGCAAGGCGGCAUACAAUAGUUGCUGGUACAGUGAUUGAGUGGAAUUUUGCAACCCAAGUUCCAUAUUUGCAGUGGCGUCAUUUACAUUGCAAAGUUCAGGGACGCAUCUCUGAUGAACUUGAAAGGGGCCAAUGGAUCGAUAUUGUGUCCUACAAACUGGGUGAAAUGGGUGACAGUGACAUACAAAUAUAUUUUGAUCAAAGUCGAAAUCAAUGCUGUUCCUACAGGAUUGGUGCUUCCUUUGACGGAAAAAAGUGGUAUUUCAGCAAUUUCAUAGGCGAAGAAGUGGAGGUUCAAGUCAGCAUGUCGGGUUCAGAAGCCAAUGUCGACUACCUGAAACCAGUGCUGAAAGACAUAAUCGACAUAUCCAGAUUAGAGAAACGAAAUCUUUGCAGAAGAGGUGACAACAUAUCUACUGCCAUUGACUGCCUUGAGGAUGGUACACGAUAUGUUGAAGAUGUUCGCAUUGAAAACAGCGACAUUAUCCUUACAGUCGUUUGUGAUUCAGAGAAGUCGGUGGAAGAAGUUGUAGAUCUCUGCUGCAGAGGGUCCGUAGCCGUUGACCUUAGUGGUGUAUUAGAGCGAGAAGAAGAUAUCGACAGGACUGCUGGGGUUACUUUCGAAGAUGUCAAAUUAACUGUGGAAUCUAUAAUGAAACCACGUCAAGCACCCGAAUUCACUCGUAAUGUGAUUAUUAAGACUAUACACCCCUUUCGCCUACAUGAAGCACUUAAUUUGGAGACCAGUGUUCCAAAGAAAAUAGGCAAGAUUGAAAGAGAUGAAGAAAAGGAGAUCUCGGCCAGCAUAUGGAGAGAAAUAGGCCCGAACCUCAACUUACCGAUAUUAGCGUUAAGCAACAGAGCCAGAAUAGAAAAAGAUAUAUCCAACCUAAGAGUUAAAGACAGGGAAGUCCACGCCAGCAAGUUCAGAUCAAAAUCCUGUGUCGAUUUUUCGAAACCAAUUGUUCCUGACAUUACUGAUGACGAGCAAUGCUCUUUGGAAUCUAGCUAGUAGUACAAAG